Messenger RNA from Homo sapiens (human), 4762 nucleotides. It is a transcript of the gene SLC31A1, whose product is annotated as solute carrier family 31 member 1. The record is from RefSeq and is marked reviewed. NCBI's taxonomy places the organism in Eukaryota, Metazoa, Chordata, Mammalia, Primates, Hominidae. Gene Ontology annotation, biological process: copper ion transmembrane transport; angiogenesis; copper ion transport. Gene Ontology annotation, molecular function: xenobiotic transmembrane transporter activity; copper ion transmembrane transporter activity; silver ion transmembrane transporter activity. The coding region runs from base 171 to 743 and encodes 190 amino acids. Gene Ontology annotation, cellular component: early endosome membrane; recycling endosome membrane; membrane. The transcript has 5 exons.
AAAUCCUCGGCCUCGGUGGCGGUGGUGGACACGUCGAGCCGGGUAGAAGUGGAGGGGCCGUUCGAAGAGUCGUGAGGGGGUGACGGGUUAAGAUUCGGAGAGAGAGGUGCUAGUGGCUGGACUUGACCUGGAAAGAAUCUUCUGCUGACUCUCAACUUUUCCUGGAAAAAAUGGAUCAUUCCCACCAUAUGGGGAUGAGCUAUAUGGACUCCAACAGUACCAUGCAACCUUCUCACCAUCACCCAACCACUUCAGCCUCACACUCCCAUGGUGGAGGAGACAGCAGCAUGAUGAUGAUGCCUAUGACCUUCUACUUUGGCUUUAAGAAUGUGGAACUACUGUUUUCCGGUUUGGUGAUCAAUACAGCUGGAGAAAUGGCUGGAGCUUUUGUGGCAGUGUUUUUACUAGCAAUGUUCUAUGAAGGACUCAAGAUAGCCCGAGAGAGCCUGCUGCGUAAGUCACAAGUCAGCAUUCGCUACAAUUCCAUGCCUGUCCCAGGACCAAAUGGAACCAUCCUUAUGGAGACACACAAAACUGUUGGGCAACAGAUGCUGAGCUUUCCUCACCUCCUGCAAACAGUGCUGCACAUCAUCCAGGUGGUCAUAAGCUACUUCCUCAUGCUCAUCUUCAUGACCUACAACGGGUACCUCUGCAUUGCAGUAGCAGCAGGGGCCGGUACAGGAUACUUCCUCUUCAGCUGGAAGAAGGCAGUGGUAGUGGAUAUCACAGAGCAUUGCCAUUGACAUCAAACUCUAUGGCGUGGCCUUAUCGAUUGCAGUGGGAAGUUGUUGAAGACUUGAAGACGUGAUUCCUGCUCCAAUCAUCCCUUCUUGCUCCUCUUUGUGCACGUACACACACACACACACACACACACACACACACCCCUGCUCAACAGAGGUUUAGUUUACAGUCUCUGAACUAAAGUAGUAACCUCCCAAAUUGUUUUUUCUAAUAAGCUGAGAUUCCCAUUUCUCUUAAGGAGAAGCCACCCAUGAGAUGUCUUUUCCUUCUCCAUCAUCUUAGAGCCAAGUUAUAUGUUCUUGUCUAAUCCAUGUAGCUUUUUGUUCAAUGACUUGAUCAUCUGCUUCCUUUUUGAAUUUUUAACAGAUAGUAAGUAAAUUUGGUGGUUUUUUCCCCUGGGUCAGUGAUGGAAAGGGGUUAACUUCAGCCAGGAUUGAUGGCAGCUGAGGGAAAUUCUUGCCCAACUAAACCCAGAACUCAAACUUAACAUUAGAAAAUAAGGUCCAGGGCCGGACACAGUGGCCCAUGCCUGUAAUCCCAGCACUUUGGGGGGCCAAGGCAGGCUGGAUCACCUGAGGACAGGAGUUCGAGACCAGUCUGGCCAACAUGGGGAAACCCCGUCUCUACUAAAAAUACAAAAAUUAGCCGGGCAUGGUGGUGGGCGCCUGUAAUCCCAGCUACUCAGAAGGCUGAGGCAGGAGAAUCACUUGAACCUAGGAGGCGGAGGUUGCAGUGAGCCAAGAUGGCGCCAUUGCACUCCAGCCUGGGUGACAAGAGUGAAACUCCAUCUCAAAAAAAAAGAAAAGAAGGUCCAGCUUUUGGAUUCAAUGAGUGGGAAAUACAUUGUGCCUUUCUCUAGAUGUGAUACGUUAUACCAAAAUCUUUGUAGUGUGCAGAGCGGUGGUUUGAGACUAAAUACAGGCUUAGAACUUGCAGAGUGUGUAUUCUUGGAUGGCUGAUGCAUCGACUUGCAUUCCCACUUAACACUUUGAUUAGCAUGAACUUGCCAAUCAAAAAAUGACAAUCAAUUUGAGAAAAUAGAAAUAGAUAUUUUUAAAUAAAACCAUUCACAGUUUACUUUGUCUUGAUACCUUGGUUUGUCCCAGCUGAAGUGAAGCAAGAGAGUUUGAAUUAAUUUUUCCAUUAUAAUGUUUUCGCAUGUCUGCCUCUAAAACUGUGAUUUUCAAGCUUUAGCGUGCAUCAGAAUCACCUGUAGGGCUUGUUAAAACACUAAUUGCUGGGCCUCAACCCAAAAGCCCCCAAAGUGGCACUUCUGAGUUCCUGCUGAUGUUACAAGGGACCACACUUUUGAGAAUCUGUGCUUUAAGCUAAGGAAAUAUUGCCUGGUGGGUUGGCUGCCUGGUAUUGGGCAUGGAAAUUUGAAUUGCUGAUUGGUAGAUGGUGUGUCUGGACUUAACUCACGUAGUAAAUACUGCUGAUCAAUACCUAAUCAUUCCACAUUUAUUGAGCUCCACCUGUGUGUAUGUGUACCCAAGCACACAUGUGUGAAGGGCUAUAGCCAAAGUAUUUUUACUAGCCUGUAUGAAAUCACUAGUCCUUAUUUUUAAAGGUCUAUGGUUUCUUGGAAGUAGUUUGAUUGUUGAGAGAGACCUUUGAUCUGCAGUGUAAAUCUACCAGUCAUGGGCCAGAAGGGCAAAAGCCCAGCUUUCUCUUUGGAAAGACUCAGGCUGUGGUUUGUUGAUGGCCAGGUUUUCCUCAGGCUCCAACAACUGUGCUUAUACCAAGCAGAUCCUCAUCCUCCAUAUAAUCAUCUUUGUUAUUCGUGGGGGUUUAAUUACAUUACAAGUGGCCAAAACCCCUGUUCUCAGUGAAGAACCACAUUGGAUUUGUAUUCUGUUCAGUUGUAGUCUACACUGCAGUCUUAUUCCUGGUUCAAACUACCUCUUUAAAUUGAUUUGUCUUGUGCUGGUCUGUUAAAUCCUGCCCUCCUUGGUGCUAGAUCCAGUUGUGCCUCAGGGCAGAGGAAACAAAACACAGCUAUCCUGUUGGCCUGUGUUGUGGUUUUGAAGUUUGUACUUUCUCUGUGGGUGCCAGUUAAAUAUUGGAGAGCAAGGAAUGUGGACUUGUAUGGCUUUGAACCAAGAGAGGGUUAUGAGCCUACUGGAUUGAGGUUAAAAUCCAAGAACCAACAUUUAGAGCUUUGUGCUUUUCUCUCAUUCCAUCACUUUGUAAUGAUGAUACUUAACAUGAGCAGGGUGAAUGACAGGUACUGACGAAGUCCAACACAAAGGUAUAAUACAGCCUGUUGUCUAAAGCCAAGGAGUCAUAAAACCAUGAGAAAUAAAUAGGAAUCAAUAGUUAGUAGUGACAUUGGUGCUCUCUAGAAAUCUCAGCAUGAGCUGCUAUAGAAUACCCUCCCAGCAACAAAACCUAAUCAGUAAGGCCAGCUAGACCCAAUGGCUCAUGCCUGUAAUCCCAACACUUUGGGAGGCCAAGGUGGGAGGAUGGCUUGUGUCCAGAAGUUCGAGACCAGCCUGGACAACAUAGUGAGAUCCUAUCUCUAUAAAAAAUCAAAAAUUAGCCAGGCAUGGUGGUGCAUACCUAUAGUCCUGGCUAUUUGGGAGGCUGAGGCAGGAGGAUUGCUUUAGCCCUGGAGGUCGAGGCUGCAGUAAGCCAUGAUUGCGCCACUGCACUCAGCCCGGGUGACAAAGCAAGACCCUGUCUCAGAAAAAAAGAAAAUUCAAGGCCAGUUAAGACAAAAUGCUAUGACUUUGAAAUUCACAGAAAGAAAUAACAGUUUAGAUUAGGUCUUCAGGUAUUCAGGAUAGAGAUAAUCUCCUGAAAAACCUGAAUUUCAGAGAUUCUUAGACUGGCUGCCAAAGGAUGAAGCUAGUGAAGGAGAAAAAGCUUAAAUUCCAUCUUGAGCUCUUGGAUUGUGAUAAUACAAUGAUUUCAUUAACUUUUCAUUUCUGUAUACCUGUUCAUUUGGAAUUUAAUGCUUGACUUCUUUGUUCAUUUUGGAUCUAAACUUCUCUUUUCUUCCUUCCCCAUUCACAUCUAUUAGAAGACUGCAUCACCAUUUCUUUGGCCCCCUUACUCUGUUGUCCUUUCCCUUUUCUUUCAGUUUUUUUAAUCGCAUGUCUAGUAUAUUAAGUCUCCAUAGCCCUCCUGAUGCAGUAGACAGUGCUAUGCUGUGGAUAUAAUACCAACCAGAAAUUGGCAUUUAUAAACCUGUUAAGAGACUUUAAGCAUGCUUCAAGAGGCAGUUGACCCACUGGAAUUUCUAUAAGGCUGGUACCCUUCCCAGAGUUACAGAAUCUUAGGUGCCGUCUCUAGUCUGUGAGGGAGGAACUCCCAGCAUCCCCAUUGCCCACAAAUGGAAUCCUCACUGUAUCCACUAGGAGAUUAGAAAUUAAGGUUUCUUCACUACUUCUAUGGUAGGGUUGUCUGAAAUUCCCUUUCAGGCUGUGGGUACUGGUCUUGGGUUCUAGUCAUAAGGGGUUCCUUAUAAGGAGCAGGCGGAGGGGAGUACACUUUCAUGUGAUUUAAUUUUGAUCCUGCCCUCUCCAGCUGCUCCUUCAAAAGAUACAUCAAAAGAUAGAAACUCUGGGCUGGGCACAGUGGCUCACACACUUUGGGAGGCCAAGCGGGGGUGCAGAUCACCUGAGGUCAGGAGUUUGAGACCAGCCUGGCCAAUGUGGUGAAACCCCAUCUCUACUAAAAAUACAAAAAUUAGCUGGGCGUGGUGGUGCAUGCCUGUAAUCCCAGCUACUCGGGAGGCUGAGGCAGGAGAAUCGCUUGAACCCAGGAGGCGGAGGUUGCAGUGAGCCAAGAUGGCGCCAUUGCACUCCAGCCUGGGCGACAAGAGCAAAACUCCGUCUCAAAAAAAAAAAAAAGAUACAAAGUCUGCAUUUGAUAUAAUGCCUUAAUUACUGGGUCUACAAUUAAUGUUGACUGUUUUAGAUUGUAAGCUCCUGGAGAGCAGUAUUGCUGUAGUAGGAAUGUUUUAACAGUGUCAUAUGAAAAAGAACAAAAUAAAUAUUUUGAUUUUGUGAUUCUA